Molecule: messenger RNA, 1826 nt
Organism: Drosophila suzukii
Lineage: Eukaryota; Metazoa; Arthropoda; Insecta; Diptera; Drosophilidae
Cellular component (GO): nuclear envelope
Source: RefSeq, a predicted model, not a curated record
UUAAACAGUAAACCAUAUCUACCUCCAAAGGCAGGUUCCCGAAAUCUAAAAAUCUGGAAAAAAUAUCUAAACAAAAAAAAAAUAACUUUUUAACCUCUGGAUUAUAUAAUGUGGAUCUCACUUCUCGUUUUUGUGGUCCUCGGGCUGCUUAAUACGUCAUCCUUGAUCUCCAGCCAGGAUGACGGGUUCCACGAGCAUCAGGCGACCUAUCUGCGUCCUGGUGAGCCACACAUCCAGGACGGACAGACGCUGCUCAACAUGCUGUACAUCCACAACCAAGUGCAGGUCUACUGCCAGCGACCCACAUCCCUGAGCUUUUGGAACGUCUUUCAGAGCAACCGCCUGCGUUUGAAGAUAGCCGCUGGCGGGGAUUACAAUCAGUACAAAGGGAGCACAAUUCGGGAAGUCUACCAGGCACAUCGACAGAUGAAUGAAUGCUACGAAGGCAAACCACUGGGAUCUCCAGCGGUGGAGCCUCGGAUCAUUCCACUGCCUUCGCAUUCCUACGCAUGCUAUGGCAUUUACACCAACGAACCGUUCGAGCUCACGCUGGAGGAGAUCGGAUGCGACCUUGAGCGGGUGGCACAGUUCAUCUUUGCCCUCGUAUUGUGGAUGAGUACUCCCCACCUGGCGGAUUCCCUGCUCGGUUUCUACUGCUCCGCAGCGGCAGUGGGUGCUCACCUGGCAGGCGUGGUGGUGGUUGGAGUUACCCUUAUAUCAUCUGACAGCGAGCAAUCCCUAGGAUUGAGAACCCUGAAAGGGAUUUUCAAGCAGGUCCUACAAGAGCGACCCACUAUGAUGACCUUGGCUUUGAUGGGCGGUGCCUGGUUGACCCAAUCCGCCUGCCAGCGUUUAUGUUUUCUAUGGGAGCGUUCGCUUCUGCGUCGAUUGCACCAUCGCUUCUUGAGGACCACAUCCUACUGCCUGAUCCUCACCGCCUCGGAUCACAAGGCCUUUGGAUGUGUCUGUAUUUCACUGCUCAUUCCCUGGCCGGAACUUUACUGGCUGAUUAGCUGGUUGAGGUCCAAAUACGUUCGUUACCAAGAAGAUUCAAGAGAUUAUCGUGAAUUGUUGCACCAGCGAGAACAUUCGUAUCAACCGCAAGUUUUAAACAGAUUUAUAGGCGGUGGCAUUGAUCAUUCAUAUCAUGAACCCUUUUUAUCCGAAGGAAAUGGCAGUUUCAAUACACUCAGCACGCGAUUUUCCCAGAACGAGGAGCAGGAGCCACAGGACGAGGGGAAUGUAAACUCCUUUAAUUGUGAGUGCUGCUCUGCAGCAUCGAACUUGUUAAAUCGACCCUCCACUUGGAACUGCCUGAACAAGCGGCUUCAGUUGAAUCCUAAUAGAAGAAGGGAGACUCGCAUGCGGUCCUCAAGCAGCCAAGUUUCUUGUGUAACCCCCAAGAGUUCGGUGACCACCUUAUACCGUAAUCUCCGUUUCUCAAACUCCGAACGCAGCCUCCGCGAUCAAUAGAAGUACACAGUUGAAAGAGUCCAUUCCAGUACAAGACUAAGGGAUCUAAACAGAGCACAUCAAAAACGAAGGACUGGUAGUCGAGCCAUUGAAUCGAAAUGAGGAGGCAAACGAGAAAUUUCCAUUUGCCAGGAUAAGUUGCCUUUUUCGAAGAGGAGGUGGUCGAUGGGUGGCGACGAUUGAGAGUGGCAGUCAAAGUGUUUCUCUGGCAAGGAAAUGUGUUGGCAAAGGCUGCUAGCAAGCUUCUAAACAGUACAAGAAGGCUCAUAAACGAGAAUCAUGAAUUGACAGCAGACUGAAAGAAACAAGUUGUUCAUGUUUGUAUUUUGCUUACAAAUUUUAAAAUGUUCGAU